Dictyostelium purpureum is the source of this 1059-nucleotide messenger RNA. RefSeq lists its product as uncharacterized. The record is from RefSeq and is a predicted model, not a curated record. NCBI's taxonomy places the organism in Eukaryota, Evosea, Eumycetozoa, Dictyosteliales, Dictyosteliaceae. The transcript has 3 exons. Bases 1 to 1059 code for a protein of 352 amino acids.
AUGGAAUUAAAUAAUAAUAAUAGUAAUAAUACUACCAAUAAUUGUAAUAAUAAUAAUGACGAUGAUAAUAAUAAUGCUCCAUAUGGUUUGGUGGAUCUUAGAAAAAGGGAUGAGUAUGAAAAUGGCCAUUUUAUAAACUCAACCAAUAUACCUUUAGAAGAUCUUGAUGAAAGAAUGUUUGAAUUACCACCAAGAUUAUCAAAUAUAGGUAUUGUUUUCAGCGAAGAAGAUAAAUCGCUUGAAAUCAAAACAAUUAAAGAAUUAAUAUUAUUUAAAUUAACCAACUAUUCAAUUCAGUUUUUAAUAAAUCAAAAGGAAAUCGAAGGUUGUAGCGAAUUAAAAGAGCGACAAACAGAGGUUGGUACCAGCUCUAAAAUGUUGUGGAAACCAUGUUUAUAUAUAAGUGAAAAUAUUGAAACCAUCGAAUCAAAACUAAAUCAAAUCUAUAGUGGUAAAAAUGUUGGUAAAUUUAAAGCAAUAGAUAUAGCAUGUGGUUCAGGUAGAGAUUGUUUAUUUUUGGCAAAUAGGGGGUGUUGGAAUGUAGUUGGUGUUGAUAAUGACCAAACCUUAUUAAAUAAAAUGGUUGAAGCUUCCAAAAGAUUUGAUAUUUCACAAGAUGUUACUUCAUUACUAUUAGAGUUGGAGCCACCAGUAUCAAAAAAAACCCAAGAAAUUAGUAACCAAGAGUCUGAAGAAAAGCAAUGUUAUACUUUAUUACCAACUUUAUUAGAGCAUUCAAAAGAUCAUACUGAAAGGGAAUCAAAUAAUAGUGAUGAUGAUGGCGGUGGUGGGUAUGAUCUGGUUCAUGUUGCAAGAUACCUUUACAGACCUUUAUUCCCAGUAUUAGGAGAUUUAGUUAAACCAGGAGGCUUUGUAGUAUAUCAUACAUUUAUGGUGCCAGGCACAAAACCAAAAAAACCCAGAUUCUUAUUAAACACAAACGAACUAAAAGAAAGAUUUAAUGGUUUUGUAGUUUUGGAUUAUAAAGAAACUCAUUUGGAUGACGGAAGACCUAUACAAGUAAUAUUUGCACAAAGGCCAUUAAAUGAAACAAAAUAA